This is a messenger RNA of Triticum urartu, 2848 nucleotides long. RefSeq lists its product as uncharacterized. The record is from RefSeq and is a predicted model, not a curated record. Lineage: Eukaryota; Viridiplantae; Streptophyta; Magnoliopsida; Poales; Poaceae.
GUCAUCUGUCUUUCUAUGGCUGACGCGAGCGCCUCAGGAGGCACUGCACCCAUCGUCACCACCACACCAAACCCCACAGCGGCUCCUCCGCAGUCGCCCGCAUCCCUUUCCCCCGAACCCCGCAGCUGCCCUCCUCCUCCAUCCUCUCGCGCCCCCUCCCACAUCUCAUCCAGCCCCCUUCCCGCUCAUCACUGAACGGACCCGAGACGUGCGGGCAGCGGAGGCGAAGGGCGACGGCGUCGGCGACCUGCAGGCGAAGGGCGACGGCGGCGGCGCUUGAUUUGAGGCUGCGUCAUGGAUCGGCCCCUGCUGAGCGACAAGAUUGCUGGACUGCCGCCAUCUCACCUCGCCCCACCAGCUUCCACCGCCAUGGAUCCGCCGGAGAUGGAGGGCAACGAGUGAGAGGGAGCAGGAGAAGAUGUGAAUCGAGGGAGUGAAAGAAGAAGUUCACACGGGAAGGGGAAGAGGGAGUCUUGCGGCGUAUCCUCGUCUCAUCCCGGCUGCAGAUCUUUUGACGCCAUGGAGCCAGCCGCUCUUGCUCGAUGCCACGAUACACAACACCAAGAUUCCUUCCUUUUACAGUUCCUUUUCGACUUGCUGUUCAUCACGUCGAUGGCUUCCAUGGAGCAGAGGAAAGUAUGCCAUCUUCAUCUAGGCAGAGGAGCGGGACGGCCAGGAGCUGUCGUCCUGCUACCCUAUGCCAAUGGAUGCGCCUCCCAGAUGGCUAGCAACGCCAGAUCCAGCUGGAAAGGACUCUACGGGGGUGAGAGGUGGAUAACAAUAGCAAGAAGGAGCAUGCCAUCGAGGAGUGCAAGCAGCGGCACUCCUCCGCAAUGGGGUAUGGCUGCAGGGGAGGGGACACGGCCAACGACAGGAAGAAGGAGCAAGUCGUCGAGGAGUACAAGCAGCAGGUUUCCUGUGACUGGAAGUCUGAAAAUGAAGAUAGGGCAUAUUGUUUUGGUUCUGUGGCCGGAGAUAUUGUGGCUUGAUUUCCCUAGAGCAAUCGGACCCUUCCAAGAUAGCAGAAGAUAUUUGGGAUUGACGUUCUGAUGAGAAAGUAGCGUACGGAUGGAUGGACAAUUGGACAUGAGCUAUCCAGUGUAGGUUCAAACAAUUCAUUCAUUCAUUGCAGGUUCAACAUGUUUCAUUAUGUAUUUUUGCUUCAUAUUUAGGGUCGAGUUGGGCUAUAUUUCUUUCAUUGAGGCGAGGGUGAUUCCAGUAGGUGAGGUGCAUUUUAGACAUCCGGAUGCCUUGCUAUGUUCAGGCGUACUCGCCUUUUUUCUUGAAGUUGGGCGUCCGUUGUCUAUGCGGCAAGGUGAGCUUAUCCCAUUUACUUUGUUCAAUCCAGAGCCAAGAUUCAUAUCCCCUUCACCGUCAUUUCAUUUGUGAGCAUUUAUUCCAUUUCUCUAUGUUGUCGGCAUCCUGACAGUUUAGAUGUUUCUGCGGAUCACAAUUGCUUCUGAACACACCGGCCCAUCUCAUUGAGGAAAUUCCCCUGCUCCGCUUAAUUAAAAAUAAUGUGAAAUAUGUUUCUACCAAAACUAAUUACAAUUUAUUCUUUUUAGUUUCUACUGAUUUUCAGUAUGAAAUAUUGGGGCCCGAGUACUUCAGUUCAUUUCACAGUGGAUAUGGCACACACAUGUAUCAUUGCUGUUAUCGUAAUUGAUACCAACACCUUGACUGAAUCGCAUAGAAUAGACUGCCGUGAUAAUUCUUGCAGUCCUAAAUUGGUUUCUCAAAACAUGGGAAAAUUUACAUUCUAAAAACUGUAGGCACACUGGGUGAAGCAUAUAUAUAAUUCUAUUAUAACAGAGGUCACACACACACAAUAUAUAAUUCUCUAUAUGCAAAUUGUUAUAAUAUGAUUUUAUUAGAAUAGAGGUCAGGUACUACUGCCACGACAUAACAAGGAAGGUGUGACACCCAUUUUUAUAUAUAUUGUGAUUUCAGUUUUCAUCAAUGUCGCUAUUAUUAUUAUUAUUAUCUCUUUGUAGCUUCAUAUAAAAUCAGUACUGACAUGGUCAUUUUACAGAGUGUAAAAAUGGUAGGUGGUAGAAUCAUAACCUGGGACUGAGUGCCUUAAGAAGUUCCUUUCAUUAUCGUUAAAUAAUAUAAUGUUUAGGGCCAGUUUAGAUGCGUCGUCGGAAAAUAUGAGUACAAUCAGUGAAUAUUGUGCAUUGCCUUGGUGUUUGGUGUGUCUAUUGCAUAAUCCUUUUCUUUUUUGCUUCUCUUUCCAAAGCAAGGACCAGGCUGGGAACAUAUGUUUAUAAUGAAGUUCUUUCAUUGCAGCUACAUAGUAUCUUAGCUAGGUAUCUCUGUGCAAGUGUAGUUUGCCUGCAGGUUGGACAUGUGUUUGAAUAUAAUCCUUUUCUUGCUUCUCUUUUCAAAGCAAGGACCAGUCUGAGAACAUAUGUUUAUAAUGAAGUUAUUUCAUUGUAGUCUGCAUAGUAUCUUAGCUAGGUCUCUCCAGCAUGCUACCACAAAAGCGGAGCCAUGAUGUUAUGCCUAUAUCUGCAUCGUCUAUCAGUCCUAGAAGUUCUGAUCUUCGUCUACCGUUAAACCGAGUUCAUCUGCCUGGGUAUGGCUGCACAACUUUUUAUGUAAUUGGACAUUAAAAAGUAGAGAAUUUGGUUGUACUGCAUCUGCCAAAGCACUAUUGAAACAAUGAAUGUCAGCUAUGUUAUGAGCCAAACCAUAUUAAGUAUGUGCAUCCUGGGUGGAAUGCUUUCUGUUCAUGAGCUGGUCUCCCAACACGUAUUGUUGAGAAAAGAAAAGAGAAGAAACGAAAAGAAAAGAAAGGAGCUUUUAAGUUCUUAAGAGGAGCAAGAGAGCUUCUAAGUUGUACACA